AGAGGAGUGGAGCGCGUGAGUGAGACUGAGCUCUGUGUGGUGGUGGAAGCGGCGGCGGUGUGUUAAGCCUCUCGUUUUAUGCUGUGGGGGUGCACGACACACGUUUUUAGUCGCACUUCUCCAACCUAUAUUCAACUAACUUUUUUCUUCCUCAGGGGAGAUUUCUAAUUAAACGGAAUAUAUUUUUGAGGAGUUCAGCACUGUCAGAAUCCGAAAAUCAUGUCGGCUUCGGCGGCGAAAGUCGGUAGAAAGGAGCAGAACUCAAACCAUGACGGAGCGGACGAGACCUCCGAAAAAGAGCAACAGGAAGCUAUCGAACACAUCGAUGAAGUACAGAAUGAAAUUGACAGAUUGAAUGAACAGGCAAGUGAGGAGAUUUUAAAAGUAGAGCAGAAGUACAAUAAGCUACGCCAGCCAUUCUUCCAGAAGAGGUCAGAACUCAUAGCCAAAAUCCCCAACUUCUGGGUCACAACGUUCGUCAACCAUCCACAAGUCUCAGCCCUGCUUGGUGAGGAAGAUGAGGAGGCACUUCACUACCUUACCAGGGUGGAGGUCACUGAGUUUGAGGACAUCAAAUCAGGUUACAGAAUAGACUUUUACUUCGAUGAGAAUUUUUACUUUGAAAAUAAAAUCCUGUCGAAAGAGUUCCAUUUGAAUGAAAGCGGUGACCCAUCCUCAAAAUCAACCGAAAUCAAAUGGAAAGCUGGAAAGGAUUUGACGAAACGUACUGGCCAAACACAGAAUAAAGCGGGUAAAAAGAGGCAACAUGAGGAGCCGGAGAGCUUCUUCACAUGGUUCACUGAUCACUCAGACGCAGGAGCAGAUGAGCUUGGCGAGGUUAUCAAGGAUGACAUCUGGCCCAACCCUUUACAGUACUACCUGGUACCAGACAUGGAGGAUGAAGAAGGUGAGGGAGAGGAAGAUGAUGAGGAUGAAGAGGAAGAGGGUCUGGAAGACAUUGAUGAGGAAGGAGAUGAAGAUGAGGGAGAGGAGGAUGAUGAUGAGGAGGAUGGCGAAGACGGAGAGGAUGAUGGAGAAGAUGAUUAAACGUCACGGGGACCUAUUCCAAUUACUUUCAUACCCGUUUUUUCCCCUUUGACCUGUUCAUCCUUCAACCAUUGGGAGCAAAAGAGCUUUUUUGUUUUUGUUGUUUUUUUGUUUGUUUUUAUUUUGUUUUGUUAUGAAUUUUGUGCUCCGUCUUUUAUUCUACUGAAGCCUCUCCUGUCCUUACCAUGUCUAAUACAAGUUAAUUCCCUGGACAUGCCUGCAUUGGAAAAUUGGUGGCAGUCUCGUUGCUGAAGCCUCUUGCAUCAUUUUCAAUUACCACACCCAUCUCCAAAGACAAUAAGAAUUGUUAACCAUCUGCACGUCAUCUUAUGUAGAGUAAUUAAGUAAAAUAGCAGUUUAUAUAUAAGUAAGUACAUUUUUCUGUGAAUGGUUGUGAGUUGAAUAACGAUAAGCCAUGGUGCAGUGAUGACCUAAUCAUAGAUAAAGUAGCCACAUUUGUUUCCUUUUCUCUUUUUUUUUUUUUUUUUUUUUCUUCAGUGCAGAGGUAAGCCCCAUGAGUUGACACUGUUUUUCCUAUGUGUUUUGGACAAAUGGGAAGCACCAGCUUGUUGUCACCUCUUGUAAAUUUCUUUGGGGUCAAUAUCAGGGUACAACAGUCAUUGUGGACAGUUAACAAGGGUUGGGUGGGGCAAGUGGGCAUUUGACACAUCAACAUUUGGGUUUAUGUUGAUUGAAGUUUCAUUGUAAUGUUUUACAGACACCCAUGAGGUUUGAAAUUUACAUUUUUAAUAAAAACAAAACACAAAAAAAA
Clupea harengus (Atlantic herring) is the source of this 1819-nucleotide messenger RNA. It is a transcript of the gene setb, whose product is annotated as SET nuclear proto-oncogene b. Gene Ontology annotation, biological process: nucleosome assembly. The record is from RefSeq and is a predicted model, not a curated record. Gene Ontology annotation, cellular component: nucleus. Lineage: Eukaryota; Metazoa; Chordata; Actinopteri; Clupeiformes; Clupeidae.